Molecule: messenger RNA, 1766 nt
Organism: Gadus morhua (Atlantic cod)
Lineage: Eukaryota; Metazoa; Chordata; Actinopteri; Gadiformes; Gadidae
Gene: trabd2a
Product: TraB domain containing 2A
Exons: 4
Coding region: 649-1719 (356 amino acids)
Biological process (GO): negative regulation of Wnt signaling pathway
Cellular component (GO): membrane
Molecular function (GO): metalloendopeptidase activity
Source: RefSeq, a predicted model, not a curated record
GAGAGAAGUUGUGUCGUGUCCCAAAGAGAUGCUCGCAGUGUCGAGCAUCUCAUUGACUACAUUGACUCCGCCAGGCGCUCACAUACAGAUCCAGUGGUGUAGGAGACUAGUGCUUUUUUCUUUCAUGGAAAUCAUAAAUGAUUGUAAAUUACGCGUUAUCUCAUUUAUAAUUGUUGGACACGAAAUCAUAGUGGGCCUACCGGCAAAUAACUGUAAAAAGUGAUUUGCUCCGGGUUUGUGCGCGCCAGGGUUACUUCAACGUGGACCUGUUGCGCGUUUGCUUCAGUAGCCGAGUUUGCUGGGCUGUGAGCUGGACUUCACUGGACUAAAUUGCGUCAGUGACUUGUGGAAUCUAGCGGGAUCUGAUGGUUUAACGCUGUUUAACAACCGCAGCGCCGCCUGCCAGAACACCUCGGAGUGCGGGGCAACAACACCGGAUGAUGUCUUAUCAUCUUAAAUGACUUUUUCUCCCCUUUACUCUCGCUUUUAAAACAACUUUCCAAGCUUAUCCCGUCGCUGAUUCCAACAUGACAUGGUUCAAUUUGCCAGGUCGGGAAUUGAUUGACUUCUAGGGCUAUUUGAGUGUGCGUGGACAUGGACCAGCCGCAACCUUCAGUGGUUUAAGCAGCGCUCGCCCGGGGAGCUACGAUGCGGGCUCUGGGAGCCUUCCUUCAGUCCUGCCUCGUCCUGCUGAUCCGGGCCGAUCACUGGAGGCUCAAGGACUCCGCCAACUGCGAGCUGAAUAGGAAACAAACCGACCUCAACUCCUUCCUCUGGACCAUCAAGCGUGACCCCCCUUCCUACUUCUACGGCACCAUCCACGUGCCCUACACCCGCGUGUGGGACUUCAUCCCCGAGAACUCCAAGCAGGCCUUCCAGGAGAGCAACAUUGUGUACUUUGAGCUGGACCUCACCGACCCCUACACCAUCUCGGCUCUGACCAGCUGCCAGCUGCUGCCGCAGGGGGAGAACCUCCAGGACGUCCUGCCCCGGGACAUCUACAGGCGUCUCAAGAGGCACCUGGAGUACGUGAAGCUCAUGAUGCCCUCGUGGAUGACGCCAGACCAACGGGGGAAGGGCCUGUACGCCGACUACCUGUUCAACGCCAUCGCGGGCAACUGGGAGCGCAAGCGGCCCGUGUGGGUGAUGCUGAUGGUGAACUCGCUGACGGAGGCCGACAUCAAGACGCGGGGCGUGCCCGUGCUGGACCUCUACCUGGCCCAGGAGGCGGAACGGAUGAGGAAGAGGACAGGCGCGGUGGAGAAGGUGGAGGAGCAGUGCCACCCGCUCAACGGACUCAAUUUCUCACAGGUGAUCUUUGCGCUGAACCAGACCCUGCUGCAGCAGGAGUCCCUGCGCGCCGGCAGCCUGCAGGUGCCCUACACCACCGAUGACCUCAUCAAGCACUACAACUGUGGAGACCUCAACUCCAUCAUCUUCAACCACGACACCUCCCAGGUGCCCAACUUCAACAACGUGACGCUGCCGCCCAGCGAGCAGGUCACGGCCCAGGAGAUCGACAGCUACUUCCGGCAGGAGCUCAUCUACAAGAGGAACGAGAGGAUGGGCCGCCGGGUGCGGGCCAUGAUGGAGGAGCACCCCGACAAGAGCUUCUUCUUCGCCUUCGGAGCAGGUGGGUUCACUGGGGGACCGCGUGGGGGGACUUUUAUUUUGAAGUCGUGCCUUUUCUUUGCCUUUUCUCAAAGGAAGACGGAAUGACGUAAAUGUGUGACGCAAUGGAGGAAAUCUCUGUGAAAUUCGACGAC